Molecule: messenger RNA, 700 nt
Organism: Aphanomyces astaci
Lineage: Eukaryota; Oomycota; Saprolegniomycetes; Saprolegniales; Verrucalvaceae
Exons: 1
Coding region: 7-636 (209 amino acids)
Source: RefSeq, a predicted model, not a curated record
UAGGAAAUGAAGGUACAGCACUCCAGCAUUUCGCAUUUUGCCAUGACCGCCCAAGGAGAUGAUAGCAGUGGUGGCAGUGCCAACCACCAUCACGAAGAACCCGAAUCUCGUCACGAAGAGCACCAUGAAGAGCCCCAUGAAUGGAAGUCCCAGGAAAAGUGGGUGAAACACCAAGAAAAGGAAGCUGAGAAGGAAGAAAAGGAGGCGAAGCAGCACGCGAAGGAAGCUGAAAAGGAAGAGAAGAAAGCCCAGAAGCAUGCCGAAACCGCUCGCAAACAUGCCGAAGCAGCCCGUCGACAUGCCGAAGCAGCCCGCUUGAUCCGCAAUGCGACCGUUAAUGGCACGAUCCCUUUCCACGAAGGCAACUGGACCCAUCCUUCUGGCAACUGGUCGCAGCACCUUCUCCCCGAAGCAACGAACAGCACCCUCAACCAAAACAUCAAGUUUGAAAGUCACCAUGGUGACUCGUUGUCGCUGGAAGCGAUUUCCCACGACCAACGCCAUAGCUCCCUCACAACGGCAAGUGGUCUGGCCGUGGUUGGCGUGUUGGGUUUUGUGGCAUUCAAGGUGGUCAACAAGCUCCGCCGCCGUGCGGACUACCACAUGAUUCCAUCGGAGUCCACGUUCUUGAUUUAAAGCAUUUGGUGCUCCAUGUAGUGGGUUGGCAAGAUAAUUCUACUUUGAUAUGUUCGCUCUCGUA